Molecule: messenger RNA, 1063 nt
Organism: Hydra vulgaris (swiftwater hydra)
Lineage: Eukaryota; Metazoa; Cnidaria; Hydrozoa; Anthoathecata; Hydridae
Source: RefSeq, a predicted model, not a curated record
GUUAGUUGCAAACAAAAAGCGAUUAAAAAAAAAAAGUUAGUAGCAAACAAAAAAUUAAAACAGAAACAUGAGAAAGUUUUCAAAGAUACAGAAACGUUUUUUGUUAAUAUUUAUUUUGAUUAUAAUUUUUAUUGCUAUCUACGAAAUUCGAGAUUUAAAAAGUUGUAACUCAUUAAUGCUAAAAGAAAAAAUAAAAACACCGUCCGGUGUAGAAAUACCAAAAUAUGUCGAAAGUUCACAUUUUAUAUCUUUCGGAAACUUAUCCAAAGAAUGUGAAUAUAACAAUAAAAACGAAAUUGUUUGUCCAGAUGUUAGACAUUUUGGAGAAACCAUGCACAGGCAAGUUUUGUUAACAAUAACAAGAAUGCUGGCAAUUAUCAAUUUAAUUUGCGAACGUCACUCCAUAAAGUAUUGGCUUUUAGCUGGAACUUUACUUGGAUCUUAUCGAAGUAACAAGCUUAUUCAUUGGGACGACGAUGCAGAUAUAGGAAUGUUGCUUGAAGAUUAUCAACAAUUUUUGAAACAUGUUCGCAAUGAAUUACCUGAAGAUUUAUAUUUUCAAGAUGGAUCUGAUGAUAUUCAUUUUAGAAGCACAAAAUUUGUUAAUGCAAAAAUUAGAGAUCGAAACAGUUGCUACGGGUAUUGCAUUAGAAAAGGAUGCCAGUGGCACGAUGGAAUUCAAAUUGACAUUUUCGUUUUUUUAAAAAAACAAGAUAAUUCAGACGUAAUAACAAGUACUUUUCCUCGAUUUGAAUUUAACUCCAAAAAUAUUUUUCCGAUUAAAAAAACGUUUGUAGAUGGAGUGUUACUCUCAGUCCCAGCAGAAAGCCACAAAAUUUUAUUAUUUUUGUACGGAUCUGACUAUUUGAAACCGAUUUCUAAUGCGUGCCCGUCCGGAAGAAUUCCAUUUCCAUGGUACAGCUGCGAAUAUCUAGGUAGUUUAUCUUUGAACGAUCGAAUAAAAAUUCUUAAAGAAUCAGAAAUUCAUUCAAACUUUUUAUUUCAGUAUAUAUAAAGAUUUAGUUUGUGCAUACCUAUGAUAAUAGAUUUUUACUUUUUUUUU